Molecule: messenger RNA, 2006 nt
Organism: Octodon degus (degu)
Lineage: Eukaryota; Metazoa; Chordata; Mammalia; Rodentia; Octodontidae
Gene: Dnajc18
Product: DnaJ heat shock protein family (Hsp40) member C18
Exons: 8
Coding region: 203-1156 (317 amino acids)
Biological process (GO): cellular response to misfolded protein
Cellular component (GO): endoplasmic reticulum membrane
Molecular function (GO): Hsp70 protein binding
Source: RefSeq, a predicted model, not a curated record
GAAUAAGUUGGUCAAGGACAUGGGUUUCACUCCAGGUAGCUCGAGGUCUCCACUACAAGGCCACAACUCUCCCUGUGACUCUGGGCCACAUCCUGCAAACAGCAGCUGUUAGUCAUAAGCUUACAUUGAUGCAGUUAGAAGAAACAAAUAUCCGGAAGACAGACCUCCUGAGAGUGACGACCCCUGUGGUUGCUGUGACUGUAUGAAGGCACAGAAGGAAAAGAAGUCUGAGAAUGAGCGAAACCAGACCCGGCAGGGUGAGGGCAGCGCCACUUAUACUGAGGAACAGCUGCUUGGAGUGCAAAGGAUCAAGAAGUGCAGAAGUUACUAUGAAAUUCUAGGAGUUGCCCGAAAUGCCAGUGAUGAGGAACUUAAGAAAGCUUACAGAAAACUGGCCCUGAAAUUUCACCCUGAUAAGAACUGUGCUCCGGGAGCAACAGAUGCUUUUAAAGCAAUAGGAAAUGCUUUUGCCGUCCUGAGCAAUCCUGACAAGAGACUCCGCUAUGAUGAAUACGGAGAUGAACAGGUUACUGUCACCGCACCUCGAGCCAGACCUUAUAAUUAUUACAGGGACUUUGAAGCUGACAUCACACCAGAAGAGCUAUUCAAUGUCUUCUUUGGGGGACAUUUUCCUACAGGAAAUAUUCAUAUGUUCUCAAAUGUGACCGAUGACUUUCAAUAUUACCGCCGGCGGCACCGACACGAGAGGACACAGACACGGAAGGAAGAGGAAGAAGAUAAAGCUCAGACUACAUAUUCUGCAUUUAUUCAGUUACUUCCGGUUCUUGUGAUCGUAGUCAUAUCUGUUGUUACUCAACUGCUGGCUGCUAAUCCUCCAUAUAGCCUAUUCUAUAAAUCGACAUUGGGCUACACUAUUUCUAGGGAAACCCAGAACCUGCAGGUGCCUUACUUCGUGGAUAAAAACUUCGACAAGGCCUACAGAGGAGCUUCUCUUCGUGACCUAGAGAAGAUAAUAGAGAAGGAUUACAUUGAUUACAUCCAGACAAGUUGUUGGAAGGAGAAACAGCAGAAGUCGGAGUUGACAAACCUAGCAGGAUUAUACCGAGAUGAGCGAUUGAAGCAGAAAGCAGAAUCACUAAAACUUGAAAACUGUGAAAAACUUUCCAAACUAAUUGGCCUCCGCAGAAGUGGCUGAGAGGAAGAUGAGUCCCACACAGUGUUGGGUUUUGUUACUUAUUACUAUUUAUGUUCCUAAUUCCAUUUUAUAUUACAAAAUUAGGACCUGAUGAACAUUUUCCUAUUUGCUAAAGUUUGCUGGGCAGUGUUGCAGACAAUUGAGCAUGGAGCCAGACAGUCACCAGAGCAACCUUCCAUGGGCAGGUAGGCCUUGCGGGUUACAUGAAUGGCAGAGUAUUUCUCCCAGCCCCUGCUCCAUGCCUAUCUAGUCUUUAUGAAUGCAAUUCAGGGCAGCAGAGUGCAUACAAAUUUUCUUUUCCUAUGACUGGCCUAAUUACAGAAAAGCUGCCUAUUUUCAGCCUAGUGUGGUGACAUGCUCCUAUAAGCUUAGCAUUCAGGAGGCUGAGGCAGAAAAGACCAAGAAUUUGAGGCCAUCCUGGGAUUCUACAUAGUGAGUUUAAAGCCAGCCCAAACUAUAUAGUGAGACUGUCAAAAAAGAAAAAGUCUAUUUGGGAUUUAGAAAGGAUGGAUUUUCUUCCUUCUUCCCUUCUUCAGUGAAGCCUCAAUGUACAGGCAUCCCUGGGCUUAGCCAAAGCAGCUUCAUGUUAUUUACAACAUCUGCCAAGCAUUAGACUUCUUUUUCUUUAGCGUCAUCAGCACUCCAAGGAAUCAGCCUUUGAACUUUUUCCUACUCAACUUUCCAUUUUCUAAGGGGAAUUUGGGGAAACUAAAGAGGUUUAGCCCAUCAUUUUCUAUUUUAUCCCAACCUCUGUUCAGUCAAGGAAUAUUAGCAAACUGCCUGAUUUGAGGUUCUUUUCUUUCUUUCUUUUUUUUUUUUUUUGGUGGAACCGGGAUUGAACUCAGGCCCU